UGGUAGGUUAGAACGAUUCAUAGGGCACACCAGAGAUACGCUGCUGCCCGGCGUAAGGAAUAUCUAGUGAACGGGAUUGUUUGACAGGAGCAAAAUGCCAGUUCACUCGAGAGAGAAGAAGGAGAGUAAUCACAAUGACAUGGAGGUGGAUUACCCGGAGAAUGAGGGUAGCAGUACUGAGGAAGAGGACACAGAUAGCUCUAGCGGGAGCGAAGAAGGAGAUAGCUCCGAAAUGGAUGAUGAAGAUUGUGAGAGACGCAGAAUGGAAUGCCUAGAUGAAAUGUCAACCCUUGAGAAACAGUUUACAGAUUUAAAAGAUCAACUUUACAAGGAACGUCUGAGCCAAGUGGAGGCCAAACUACAAGAAGUGAUUGCUGGGAAAGCACCGGAGUACCUAGAACCAUUAGCAGCCUUACAGGAAAACAUGCAAAUUCGAACAAAAGUGGCAGGAAUAUACCGUGAGCUGUGUUUGGAGUCUGUGAAGAACAAACAUGACUGUGAAAUUCAAGCAGCACGCCAGCACUGUGAGAGUGAGAAAUUGUUGCUGUAUGACACAGUACAGGGCGAAUUGGAGGAGAAAAUUCGUCGACUGGAAGAAGAUCGGCAUAAUAUUGAUAUUACCUCUGAGCUUUGGAAUGAUGAAAUACAGUCUCGACGAAAAAGGAAAGAUCCAUUCAGCCCUGAAAAAAAGAAGAAGCCUGUAGUGGUUUCUGGUCCAUAUAUAGUUUACAUGCUGCAGGACUUAGAUAUACUUGAAGACUGGACAACAAUUAGAAAGGCCAUGGCUACAUUGGGACCUCACCGAGUAAAACCAGAAGUUCCAGUAAAACUGGAGAAGCAUCUGCACAGUGCCAGAUCAGAAGAAGGUCGACUACACUAUGAUGGAGAAUGGUACGGCCGAGGGCAAGCAAUCUGCAUUGACAAAAAGGAUGAGUACCCAACCAGUGCCAUUAUAACAACAAUAAACAGUGACGAAGUUUGGUUUAAAAGACAAGAUGGCAGUAAAUCCAAACUGUAUAUUUCACAACUACAGAAAGGGAAAUACAGCAUCAAGCACAUCUGAGUUCUGAUUGUCACUAAGGAUAUUCAUUCAAUGCUUCUUUCUUUUGUGGCGGAAGGAUAUAAACUGUGCCAUGCCAUGGAAUUGUGGAAUAUAUAUUUAAGUACUUUCUGUUGUACUUGCAAGUAUUAUUUGGACUUUAUAUGUGAGUGUGUAGUGAGUGGUUUCAUGAUUGUAUGUAUGUUUCAAUCAUAUCUGUAUUUCAAGAUAAUCAUUAGCGGAUUUAGAUAUUUGUAUUUACCUUGUCUUGGUUACAAUUACUUAAAUACCUCCUGACCUCAUUGAUUGCCAAAUCCCAUAAAUGUGUGGCCAAAGGCAAACUUUCUUGGGAGUUUAUAAUGAUAUGAUAAUGUUCCAAGUUUUCUUCUGGGUUUGCACUUAAACUGUCGUAACAGAUGCAAGUAGUUUAUUAAUGCACAUCAGAAAUAUUUUUCUGAUCUGCUUUAUCAGUUAUUGUAAAUCUGUUGCAGUAUUAACCAUAUGACUUUAUUACUUUGAAUAUAUAAGUAUUUCCACAUGUUUACAGAUACAUUUAAAUCCAUUUUAUUUUUAUGAAUGGCCUUAUCUAACUUGUUAAAAUAAUAGCAAAGGGCUGUUUGACAAAUUGGAGGCAUCAUUGCUGGUUGUUAAUGAUUUUAUAUUGUGAAGCUGUGGUGCUUUUUUUCACUUGUUCAUAUAUGUACAGUUUGUACAAAGCUAUCAAAGUUCACAAAUCUAUGGUGUGACCAAUACCAAGGAAGAACUGGGUAGGCUUAUUAUGUUCUCUAUACAUUUCAUCCUAAUGUGCCAUAGCGAAACUAUUAUAUAUAAUAAAAGGAACUUGUAUUCAAGAUUUAUUUGCAUGGGCGGCAUUAGAAAAUAAUGAUUACAAAAUAGUUCAUAUGUUGACUUUUCUAAUCCUAGGGACUGGUUAUAAGACUAAUACUCGUUAUGUUAUAUUUGAUGAUUAGGUUUAAAAUUUGUUGAAAUUACAUCUUUUAAAUGCAACUUAUUGCAGACUUUUUUUUAAUUGCAGAUUUCAUUUUUAUGUUACCUAUGUUAAAAGUACUUUAGGCUUAACUGGAACAGAAACCUCUGCUGUUUUACUACGUAUGCAAUUCCUCUCAUAAUGUAUGGAUCACUCGAUACUCGCACCAUACAUUUGUGAAUGAAGCUAUUACAUCAUCUUUAUUCACCAAAUAGAAACUGGACUCAAACCAACAAAGCUGCUGUGUAAUAGUGAAACAAUUAGUCAUGUUGUUUUAGCAACUGCAGUGCAAUAUUUUACAAUGCAAGUGUUGCUUCUCAGUAAAUUUGUGCCAAGACACUUUUUUUUUUGUUACUUUAUACAUAUACAGUAUAUAAAUAUAUAAAAGCACCUAUUACUGAUAACUACGUUAACAUUGUAUUUACGUGUAGUAAACAAGUUAUUCAUAUAUGUCCUCAGACUUGGGCAUUUUUCAAAUUAAAAUUUAUUUGAAGACGCUUUCAAAUGCUUUCCUUGCUUUAAAUUAUCGAUUUUACAAAAAAAAUUCUUCAUAUUAUGAUUUACAUGCAAAUUAAACUUAUCGGUCAUUUUAAAGGGAUAGAAUUUUAAAUAAAAUCAUUUUCGCAAUAUACUUCUAUUAGGAAAAAAUGCUUCUAGUAAAACGUAUUACUGUUUCAGCGGCAUACGAACAUAUGCUAUGUGUGACUAAAGGAUCAGACAUCAAACACCUUGUCUGUUCAGAAAGCUGGUUGUGUUUUGUGUAUUGCUUCAGUGAAGACUUAAUUUGUGUCGUACGAGCCACUACUUACUCUCUGGGAACGUGUGGUGUUUUUGUAUACUGGGGCAUAAGGCACUUACAGCUUUUGUGCGUAUGCUACUGAAAUAAAAAGUACUAACUUUUACUAGAAGUAUGCUUUUAAUUAAAAUUGCACUCAUGCACAAUUCAAUUCUUUACCAUUCUACCCCUUUAAGCCUUUUUUUAGGGCUGUCUGUGUUAUUUCAACCAUGAUGAUAAAGUUAGCAGUAAAGUACUCUUGAAAGUUUUUGCAUGAACAAAUAUUUUAUUUUACUAUUUAAUGUUUAACUUUUCCCAUUUGAUCUGAUUGGAAUUCUUGGGUCUGUUUAAUGCUCUAGCUUAUCAAUGCUGAUGAGAUAAGACAUUAUUCCUCUCUUUUAAUGGGGUUAUCCUUCAUGUAACACAAAACUCUGUUAUGGUGGUAUAUGUUUAGUUUUCAACAUAAAUUAAAUACCAUAAUAAAAUA
Bombina bombina (fire-bellied toad) is the source of this 3289-nucleotide messenger RNA. RefSeq names its product BRMS1 like transcriptional repressor (gene BRMS1L). Bases 95 to 1063 code for a protein of 322 amino acids. NCBI's taxonomy places the organism in Eukaryota, Metazoa, Chordata, Amphibia, Anura, Bombinatoridae. Gene Ontology annotation, cellular component: Sin3-type complex. The record is from RefSeq and is a predicted model, not a curated record. Gene Ontology annotation, biological process: negative regulation of transcription by RNA polymerase II. The transcript is spliced from 10 exons. Gene Ontology annotation, molecular function: histone deacetylase binding.